UUUUGUCUUUAGUGAUAACCAUACUGGUGUAUGAUGUGUUUUUUUUAGAAUACUUUGUCUGAUUAAAAUUAGAUUAACUAUAAAUUAUCAUUAAUUAAAACUGACAUUUUGAUAGGCCUUAUAUAGUUGGAUUUUCAAAAAAUGGUUAAGGAAAGUAAAUUUAUAAUGGGGUUUAAGUGUAUGUGCACUUGAAAUAUGCAAUUGAGUUUAGAUCUUUAAAGAGGAUAUAUGUUAUGCUUAAAGCAUGGCAGAGAGAAAGAAGAAACCUAAACCACAGACAGUUGAGAGGUUGGCGGAGUCUGUCCAGUCACUGACAGUGCAGGACAAAAUGGACAGUAGUGGGAAGGAUUUGAUGGCGACUGGUUUCCAGCUACAAAAGAAGUUGCUGAAACGAGAUGUCCUUCACAUACUUGAAAAAGCAGGUCGGAAGGGUGUGGCAAAAAAUGACAUAUGGAAUGUUGUUAAGAAAGAAACUAGACGUAAAGAAAUCAGCGCAAAAUCAUUUGGUGUGAUGAAGAUGAAAGAUUUAAUAGAACUUAAAUGGAAAGAUGAAAUUGAAGUUUACAAUUGUGGUGUAUCCUCUGAGCAGUAUUAUCGUCUACGUCGAAGUCCGACCAGCCAGGGAGCAACAGGAGUCGGUCAUCUGACAGAUAAGGUUGAAGCCAUGGUGGACCUUACAGAUGAAUCACCAAGGAGAGAUAAAGAUAAAGAACCUGAUUUACCAAUACCAAAACAAGCAAUGCCUAAACCAAUCACACCAUUGUCCAUGAAAACCAAACCUGUGCAAGAACCAGACAUGGCCAAGGAUAAAAAACCGAAUGCUAUGCAGUUGAUGUCAACUCUUACAGGUUGGGGGAAACCUGCUUCUGGCGAUUCGCCUGAUUCCAGAGAAAAUAAGGGAAAGCAGAAGAAAAAUAAAAGUAUAUUUUCACAAAAUGUAAUAUCCCUAGUCGAAAGUGAUAAUGAGGAAGACGUUACUGAGGUAGAAGGUGGAAAAGAGCAUGGUAAAAGGGACAGAAAUACAAAUGCAAAGGUGAUAGAUUCUGAUGUAGAAAUCAUUGAAGAAGAUGAUGAUGAUGAUGAUGAUGAUGAGGACGAUGGCUCAAAUCCUAAAGCAGGUCCCUCUAGGCCUGAUGGUCAGUUUUCACGUGGACCAUUAGAAAAGCAGAAGAUGUCAUUUAAUCAAUUUCAAGCUCAAUUCUUAAAUGCCACUCAGCCUAACCAACAGAUUCCUUCACUUUUUUCAUCAUUUUAUAUGAAUCCGGGACUACGACAACAGGCAAACUUUCUUCAGCAGCAACUUCAGCCUCAGAUGCCUCAAGGAUUUCUGGGAAAUGGGUCUGCUCAAUUUUUGGCCACAAAGAUUCCAUGUAGACCAGAGCUGCUUGAUCAAGAUAAACCGGUUUCACAUAAUGUAUGUGCACCUAUAAGAUCUCAAUUUGACAUGGCUGAACCAAAUCUUAGGAAUGAGUUAAUCGAUUUAACCAUAAAACCAGUAGAUAGAACUGAGUUUGAGAAAAAGCAGGUGGAUGUUCGGCCAGUGUACGUGCCACAUGGACAGCGUGUUACAAGAGAGUUUGUUGACAAUAUUGCUAAAGAAUGUAUUGAGGCCCUGGCAGACGCUAAUGAAUCUGUUACACAAGAACGCGUGGAAAAAUUGGUUUGUCAGAGAUUUAAUUGUCAUCACAUUAGAAUGCUUGGUGUCCAGUAUAUUGACCAACUGACAAGCGUUAAUGAGCUAAACAGACUCAGUUCUAAAGUGAACGCGUACAUUCUUGCCUUUGUGAAAUCCAGAGCCAUUUGCACUCUGUUUGAACUCCACGAAGCAAUGAAGGAAUAUGAACCAAACAAGAAAGACUUCAGAGAGAUGAAACUCGGUCCAUUACAAAGACUUCCCGUCGUUUACCAACAGUUCCGAUUUCCACCCGACCAGGCAAACAUUCCAGAAAUCACCAGUAUGGACAUUCUGGACCAGUUUCAGAACUACCUGACCAAGAACAAACUGUGGACGGCAAGGCUGGAGCUCAAGUCGUUUAUGGACUACCUUGUGGAGAUGUACGAGGCCGAUGAUGCUUACAUGCUAGGGGUGAGGAUACGAUCACUACCACUGAUGGCUGCAGUGUUAAAGAAGUCACACAGGGACUGCGCCAACACACGGCGAGAUAUAUCGGAACACUGUAAAACCACACUGAAAAAUGAAAUCGAGGAUGCCUUCAGGAAGUUCCGAGCAUCGAUGUUGAAAUCUGGGGAGGAAGAGGGGAUGGAGGUUCGCACGCACUACCUUAAACUGAGGCCGGACCUCGCGAUUCAGGAAAUCAUGGAGAAGUUCAACCUCCUCCUUAUUACCACCAAGACAGGCCUCCGAACCACGGGCAAAUCAACUAAGGUCAAGAAAGUUGUCGAGGAGUUUCUGAUGACAUUCAAAGGGGAUCAGCUCUUGAAGGACAUCUUUCACUUAGCUAUUUGUAUGAGCAACACAGCGCUUGAGAAAUCCACAUUAGCUCUACUUGCCCCACCCACCCCCGUCAACACAGAGGGCUCUGAGGCCAAGCAAAGUAAACCGCCACCAAGGAAAGACUCCCUAGUUGAAGCCCUCAAGAAGUACAUAGAGCGAUGUCUGAAUGCGGGUGCCCUUAGUCUUGUACACUUGGACAGAAUAGAGGAGAAACUGCUAGAGGAUUUUGCCUUUCCCCACUUUCAACAGAUGGGGAACGGGCGAUUCCUUGAGUUUGUGCUGGCAGAAUUUAGACAGAUGUUGGAGGAAGGUGGAGGGCUGGUUAUGGGCUCUAGUGGUGGGCAGACAGAUGGUGAUGUGUCAUUCAAACCCCACCAAGCUGACCUUGUAGAGUUCAUCAGACAGUGCAAGCAGGCUGGCAUCCUCCAGGCUGAGUCCAUAGAGGAUGCUCUGUGUCGGCAGUUUGGUGUGAAGGAUGUGCGACAUCUUGGGCAUGGAAACAUCACACGCUUGCUGAGUUUUGCAGAGAAACACGCGUCCGGACGGUUCUCGUACGGAGAUGUUACAGUUGUGUAUGAGGCUACACUAGCUCCACAGGCUGGCCUCUCAACCAGCAGUUUGUCCAAGGUUGGCAUACUUGGACACCAGACAAGAGAAGCGGCCAAGAUCUGCCUACACAACUGCCCCUUGCUGGAGGAUUUAGCUGCCUGGAGUCAGUGGUCUAUGGUUUUUGAACCCGAGCUUGGCAAGCUGAAGGAUUUUGUUCAGAAAUAUGGAGGGGUGACAAACAAAUCAUUGGAAGGGGGAAGAACAGCUGCCUUUGACUUCAUUGCGAUGGAGAUAGAACCAGGUCACCUGAUCAAAAUUGCUUCCAUGACGUCACCGGAGCACUUUGCCUCAGCCCUGGAGAGACGGGACGUCGUGGGUGUUGCAGGGCACCUAGUGUCCAUGUCGGUCGCCUAUAAAGGGGUUAAGAACAUGCCUCUUGCCCUGCUUACUGGCCACAUGAAGACUGCGCUGCUGCAGAUAUAUGCAAAUGAGAAUCAUGACAGUGAUAUGUCAGGUGAAAGCCAUCACAUAGCAGCCAUGUUUGCCCUCCAGUGUCUGCUGCGAUGUCCUACAAGGAUUGCCCUGGCCCUGUGUAACCAGGUGUUCCUGGAGCCCCUCGGGCAGGUCAUGGGAGCCACCAAGUGUAAACAGGUUUUGCCGGGUCUGUGUACAUCAGUCAGUGACCAGACCAGGUUGUCCCAGCUGGGUUGUCUGCUGGGAAUCCAGGAGUGGGCGGGGCUGGUCACAGAAAAGUGCAUACUGCCGGAAUCUGCGAUACAACAGCCGCAGUCUGAACUUGUGGACUUAGUAGGAGGGGAGGAUGAAAAGCAGUCUGUACAAGAAGAGGAGGAGGAUGAAGAAGAUGAAGAGACCUUUGAAAUGUAUGAAGUGUCUGACUCUGAAGAUGUGGAUGAAAUCCUUGCAGGUGACCUUGAAACCAAGGACACAGAAGAGGGGAAGGUCAAACCUGGUGACCUGGAUGAAGAAGAAAAGGUGGAAGGAAUGAAGGAUCUCAAAGAUGAAACAGACAAAGAUGGCGACACAUUGAUGGAUGAGGCUGAAAAAGGUGGCUCUGACAAACCUCGCAGUACAUGUGAAGAAAUUAUUCACACCAUACAGAAAGAAGAGUUUGGCGUUGGUGUUCAUCUCCAUGAAGAUGGUGAGAGAUUGAUGAAGGUUCAACAAGAUCGUUUGGGUCGCAGUUUGGACCGACUGUCGAAGGACUUGUACAGCAAGGACACACACUUUGUGUUAGAACUUGUACAAAAUGCAGACGACAACAGUUACCCUGACGACCUGGUCAGUAGCCGUGAAGGCUGCCCCGCAGUAAAGUUUGUGAUUGACGAUGCUGGGAUUAGCGUGUGUAAUAACGAGUGUGGUUUUGGGGAGAAAAAUAUCCGUGCAUUGUGCGAUGUUGGACGUAGUACGAAGGGCAAGCAUAAGUUUGGAUAUAUAGGUCAGAAAGGUAUCGGGUUCAAGUCUGUGUUCCGCGUGACCGAUGCCCCAGAGGUUCAUUCUAAUGGCUUCCACAUCCGUUUUGACGUUAAGAGCGGGCCGAUGGGAUACAUUCUGCCCCACUGGAUUCCCGAGGAGGAACAUGUGACACAUGAUGAAUGGAUGACCCACAUUAUCCUGAAAUUGAAACCGGACAUGCGUCUUCAGACACGCACCCUGGCUGCGAGAUUCAAUGACAUUCACCCCUCGUUACUAUUGUUUCUGCACAGGUUGAGGAAAAUCACUAUUGAAAACAAGGUAGAGAAUGCUGUUCAGUCUAUGCGUCGCAGAGAUGUCGGAAACAAUAUAGUCGAGAUAGAGCACAGCGGUGGCAUGGAGCGAUGGCUGGUUGUGAAAAAGACACUCGACGCCAGUAAGAUCUCUCUCCAGGCCAAGUCAGGCGCAGAAGUUGAGUCAACAGAGAUAGCCCUCGCCUUCCCGCUAAGGCCUCAGGGACCAAAAGCUGCUCUACAGAUGAUGCCACCAAAACAGCCAGUGUUUGCUUUUUUACCUCUAAGAAGUUAUGGAUUCAGAUUCAUCGUUCAAGGUGAUUUUGAUGUUCCAUCAAGCAGAGAGGAUGUUGACCGGGACAGCUCCUGGAAUCAAUGGCUAAGAAAUGAAAUACACUCCAUAUUCAUAGAGUCCUUGGACACUUUCAAGGCCCACAAAGGUUACAGCGGCCUCGAAGCGGUGUGUGCGUACCUGCAGUUUGUACCUAUGGAAGACGAAGUUCUUGACUUUUUCAAGCCCGUCUCGGCAGACAUCCUGAAGAAGCUGAAGGCCCGGCCCUGUAUUCCCACACAGCCUGACAACCAAGGAGUGGUCGACUGGAAAAUGCCCUCUCAGACAGUCCGAGUACGAGAUUCCCUUGUGCGAAGUGUCAUCACACCAGAACUUCUAAAGACCCACCUGAACCUCUAUUAUGUGAACGAUGAGGUGGCGGCCAUCUUGAAUCCUGCACUCACUUCCUGUCUCGGCAUUGAGACUCUCACUUCAGAACACCUGUUCCAGCUUGGGAAAGCACUCAUUGUUUCCAUGGGAUCUAAUUGUGGUUCAGAUGAAGACAUACAGCUGAUAUCACGCUGGCUGGCGUGCAUGUACCGAAGCCUGGAUGACCUUCAGGAGAAUGAGGCUAUCCUCACAAAGCUGAAGACCCAUCGUCUCCUGCCCCUCUCGGACGGCCAGCUGAUAUCCCUACAGGACAAGACGGUCUUCUACCCCAUACCCCAGACUAGAGGAAGCCAGAAGAAGUCUGGCAAAGACCCACUGCACUACCUGCGUACAGAUGUGAGCAGCUUGCAUCCGGGCCUUCUGUCGACAGGGGAUAAUGAAGUGAACAGUCAGGUUCAGAAACUCUUGCUCAGACUUGGAAUAAAACAGUUGUCCCCCUUUGACAUCAUCAACCACCACAUUAUCCCCGUCUUCAAGUCUGGGGAAUGGGAGAAAAAGUCAACAGAGACACUGGUCUCCUACCUUGUAUACAUCAAAGAGGAAACUGAGAAGCAGGCAUCUGUCUGUAACCUUAGUGAGGUCAAGGAUGUUGCCGUGGUGAUGACUAAUCAGGGGAGAAAACUCCUGAACAGGGAACCAGUCCAUUUUCCCACUGACUAUGGGAACCAGCUGGACCUACAGGUUCUCUUUUCAGGUUACAACUGGACUCUCCUGUCUGACGUCUAUCUCCCUGCUACCAUGACCAAGAGCGUACAGAUGAGCUGGCACCACUUCUUCUCCAAGCUCGGGGUGGAAGAUGCAUUCUCUGUUAGAAAACGGGAGGUUCUCAUCAAGAGGAAAGAUUUGCCUUCAUCCCUAUGGAACAGUCACAGCCAGUUCUGGCCCCAAGAUGAGGAUGAAUACAUAGUGAGGGACUUCUUUUCUGUGGAGCUUGAUGGUCUUAUUAGGCAGGAUGUCAAUAUGGAGGAAACACAAGAUCAGUCUAUGUUUUUGCAUCAGAUGAGAAAUCUGUGUAUGUACCUGGAUAGGCACUUUGCUCAGCAAUUCUUGCCAUUUACUUCUAGAACACAAGUCGUUAGUAAGGAUGGGAAAGAAUUAAAGGAAACGGAUACAUCAAUCAGUAUUCUGUUGAAAUCGUUUCCAUGGUUACCAGCUAUUGAGACGAUGGACACUGUUGAUUUAGAUGGUGCAGUUAGGAAAGAAACAAAAAGACUGUUGAAAGAGCCUGCAAGUCUAUAUCUAAGGUCAAAUAAAGUAGAGACACUGUUAUCAGACAAGGUGUUAUAUUUGGACAUGCAGAUGAAUUGUACUUCUCUCAUCCAGUUCCUUGGUCUAAAGAACGUAGUUCAAACUGAGGUUGUCAAGGAAUACCUGUUGAAAUGGGGCGAAAGGGAAAAAGCUGAUGUUCCGAAGGAGUUUUGUACAUCAUUAGACCACAUGAAGAAUGUGUAUCAGUAUUUGAGUGAUGAGAUGAAACGACAUGAGUUUCAGGAACUGUUGAGAGAGCAAGCAGUGAUUUUUGUUCCGAAUAAAGGCACUUGGGGCACCCAUGAUAGUGCAAUGGAGGUGGCUGGAAAGAUGUUGAAGAGAGAUGAAGUUUGGCUAACUGACAAGACGAGCUUGUUUGACAAGCAUGGAUCACUGCUGGAGGAAUUUCAUUCCGAUAUUUGCCGAAAAAGAACUAUCAUUGGUUAUUAUUUGGAACCAAACGAGGUUUGGGACCUCUUCAGAGUUGAAGCUAAAGUUGAUGCUCAGCCAAAGGUCGAAGAGUAUAUAGAGCUAUUGGUGCUGAUGUGUACCACAGGGACACCUAAAGACACCAGACUUUUGACUGAUGUGUUGAUCAUAAUGACCACAAUUGGUCAGGCUCUGGUGACGAGACCUGAAGGAAUGCCUGAUGUAAAGACGGCUGAUAUGGUACUGGAAGGUCUAAAGUCUACUGUGAAGAAAAAACUGAACACGGAAAAGGUAUUUCCUACGAAGGCACAUAAGUGGGUCAGUGUAUCAGACAGGCCGCUGAUUGCAGAUAAUCGUGACUUUGAGGAAAUGUUUGCGUGCAAGGAGAACGUUCACUUCCUUGACGUGAAAGACAAGACCAAAAAUAGGGCCAAGCUGAAGGCAACAUCGGCAACCAAAUCCAUUGAACUCCAGAUAAAUUGGGAGUACAUCAUGGUUGUCAUGGAGACCUGUGGAAUACGUAAAUUGAGCGAUAGUGUCGACAUCAAAACGACUCCGGAAAUGAUCGAACCCUGUCCAGAUUUACAACACUACUUCCAUAAUGUAGUGCCCCAUGUCCAGCAGUUCCUGAUGGCGAGAUUUGAAGAUGUAUAUGCCCAGCUGGAGCAGACAGGUACCCGACAAAUGUUGGCAGAGGCUAGCUUUUAUAUGACCAAGAAGCUGGAAGUAACCUACUGGUUGAUGGGUCUUCGGGAAGAAAUCCACGUCGUCAAGGAGGAAAAAUGUGCCAUUACCCCACCCACCUUUUAUUUCCACAAGGACCAUCUGUCCUCGACACCUGAUAUCAAUCGGGAGAUUGCUCGAUUUUUCAGUCACGGGAAUAAUGACUGCAACAAUGUACUCAGGAGUUUCCUUUCUGAACUAUCCACCAUUAUAUCCGGCCAUACAGAUGAGAGCCCUGAGCACCUGCUUGGCCGCCAUGAUGCUGGAGACAUUGAUGUGCCUGAAGGGGAAUUAUGGGCAGUGUCUGCACCAGUUAUGCCGGAGCCCGAACCGGAACCAGAACCUGAGCCAGAGGAACAAAUGGGAUUUGAGGUCGAGGAGCAGAAGCAAGCCGAUGCGCUCCAAGGCGGGUCACAUGUCAUGAGGGCAUGGCCCCCAGUAAUGGAACAUGUAAACAGGGAUAGGCAGGUAUUAGAAAAGUCAGAUGAGAAGUCUAGUAUCUGGCCACCUCCUCAGGCCAAAGACUACAUGAGGUCAAUGAGAGAACUACCCAGUAGCGUGAGAGUGGUUGCCAAGUCUGAACAGGGGGAGGAGGAUGGAACAGCCAAGGGAGGUCAUUCUAAUCAGACUGAUAUGCAGGGAGGGAACUCUCAGAGGGAAAAUUUGGAUAACCAAGAUGGCCACCCUCAAGGAAGACUGAACAGAGAUGGUGGUGCAGCGAACUCUGAGGGUGGAAUUAGUAUGGGCACCAAUACAGGGACUGUUGGAGGACACUCGACAGUGGCUGUGGCACAUACAACUGGCACCAGUGGUUCAGAUGGAGUGGGCUACUCAAACAACCAAUCAGCUGUGGCCGUACAAGGCUCCGUAGCAUCACCUGUAGAUGGUGAUAUCCAUCGUAAAAGGAAGUACUCAGAAGAUGAUCAAGCCCAGCAAAGCAAACGUCAUUCCGGAGACCAUGAUGGUGAAGCCCCACAAAACGAAGCAGGACAACAAGGCCAUCCAUCAUACCGAUAUCCAAAACAAACUCACCAUGGGGGACAUGAUGGUAUCCACCAGUUUUCUGCUCACAAGAAAGGUGAUCCUAUAUGGUCAUACAUGGUGACAGACUACACUUAUGAUGAACUUGGCAGUGGAAGUGACCUUCAGUUGCCAAUGACCUUGGCCUUGGAUGAAUCAAGGUCAGAUGACAGUACGGUGGGGAAGUGGGGUGAGGAAUUCAUAGACAAGUAUUUAUCCAAGCAGAAGGCUCUGGGAAAUAUCCUAGAUUACGAGUGGAAAAAUUCAGAAGAUGAAACUGGGUCACCAUAUGACUUCAUGGUGACCUUUGGAGAUGAAAACGGUUACCAUAGUGACUAUAUUGAGGUAAAAAGUACAAAGUCUAGCGAGAAAGGGGUGUUUGAGAUAUCUGUUCAGCAGAUCAAGUUUGCUGAAGAGAAGAAGGAUAAAUUUCAUAUUUUCCGUGUGUUCAAUGCAGGAAAUAAUGAGAAGGUGCGCCUUAUUCGGAUUUAUGACCUAAAUAUGAGGUUGUCACAGAAACAAGUGAAGUUGUGUAUGCUGAUUUAGAGAAUAGGUUUGUAAGUGUAGGAUAUGCAAACUUUGAUUGACUUAUUACAUACAUUAAGACUUGCCAUAUUAUGUCCUCAUGCCAUUUACAUUGUAUGUGUUAAGAAUUACAGUAUUUUGACAGUUUACAUGUGUAGUACAAAUCUGUAGUUUGAUAGUCAAGUGCUUCAUUUGGAUUGAGUAAAUUUUGAAUGUAAAGCAUUUCACGUGUAGAAUUUUGAAUGUCAAUCAUUUCAUUCACAUGUAGUUUUUUUAAUUAGUGUUGGAAAUCGGACAGAAAAAAUACUAUCGAUAAUCUGUUUAUGAAACCGAUCAAUGAUUGAUUAUUAAUCAAUUUUUUUAUCUUUGGUCAUCAUAUUUAAGGCAUACAGAUACAGUACAUGCACCACUAUUCCCUUACAAUAUUGUUUGUACACAUCUUUGUAUAAAUUACAUUAUUUAUUCAGAACGCACCAUUCUUUUAGUGUGUACAAGUUACUAUUACAGAACAUGAGACCACAGGCUCUAUUUUUUGUCUUACAUUUAGUAUUGUAUACAUGUGUAAAAUAAACACAGAGAAUGAUAUCAAUUUCUUUUAAAAAUCAGUCUGUAACAAAUAUAACAAGCAGGUGAAUAUUCUGUAUGUUUAACAAUAACAUUUUCUUUCAGAAAACUGAGAAAACUAAAUUUUUACAUGGUAAAGAGUAAACGGUAACAUGAUUUAAAAAUCACUUUUAUACCACAAGCAAGAAAAGUUGAGAACCAAUCCUUUAGCUGUUUAAGUACAAAGAAAACUUGUAAUAAGGUACUGUAGUGACUUACUGACUUGAUAAAAAUAUGACUAGAUAACUUAACAUAGUAACACCUUAACAUUUCAACAUUAACUGGCAUUAUCCACAAAAAGAAAAUUAGUUGGCAGCGGUUACAUCCCUUGUUUCUAUAAACCAUUGUUUGAACUUCACUAUCGAUUGUCGCUGACGUAGGCCUUUCCGAUCAAGUGUCGAUUAUAAGCGAUCAUCAGCACAACACUAUUUUUAAUUUCAUGUGUAGUAUUUUGAAUGUCAAUCAUUUCAUGUGUUGUAUUUUGAAUGGCAAUCAUUACAUGCGUGGAAUUUUGAAUAUCAAAUCAAUUAGUUCAUGCGUAGUAUUUUGAAUGGCAAUCAUUUCAUGUGUAGUAUUUUGAAUGUCGAUCAUUUCAUGUGUUACAGUAUUUUAAAUGUCAAUCAUUUCAUAUGCUACAAUAUUUUGAAUUGCAUUUUUUUCAUGUGUAGUAUUUUGAAUGUCAAUCAUUCCAUGUGUAGUAUUUUGAAUGGCAUUCAUUUCAUGUGUAGUAUUUUGAAUGUCAGUCAUUUCAUGUGUAGUAUUUUGAAUGUCAGUCAUUUCAUGUGUAGUAUUUUGAAUGUCAGUCAUUUCAUGUGUAGUAUUUUGAAUGGCAUUCAUUUCAUGUGUAGUAUUUUGAAUGUCAAUCAUUCCAUGUGUAGUAUUUUGAAUGGCAUUCAUUUCAUGUGUAGUAUUUUGAAUGGCAUUCAUUUCAUGUGUAAUAUUUUGAAUGUCACACUUUGCACUGUUACAAUAGUUAAUCUACUUUUUUACCUUUUAUAUUUUGUUUGCUAUUAUUGUAUGUGCUUGUUGAUACUCGUUAUGUUGAUUUCUACAUUGUUUUUUGUUAUCCAUCUUCAGCAGAAUUUAUUUUAUUGAGUUUAAUCAGUUAAUGUUUCAUUGUCAUUUUAAAAGGGAUGGAAUAUGAGUAUCUCCGACAGUCAACUUUAAGUUUUUCAUAAAUGUAUAUGUAUCAAUUGGUCUUAUAAAUUUGAUCAUAACUGUUGGAAUUGUUUAUGUAAUUGUUCAUGGUGAUAAUCAAAGUAAUUUCUUACAAGAUGCUUUUCUUUGGGAAUCAUUGUGCCACAGCUGGGACCAAUAAUCCUACUCCCAGGACACAGUUUUGUUUUGAUGAUAAAAUUAUAUCACUUGAUCAUUCAGUUAUUUUGACCUAAUGAUCAUACCGAUCAUUCACUUGGUAUAGAAUGUCUUAUAUUUUUGAACAUGUGUGUAAGUCUGAAACUGUUGUUGUACUUGUUAAUACAAAGGUAAUGUUUCAAAUUUUGUAUUUUUUUGUGAAAUAAAUUAAGCAAAUAGUA
Mya arenaria is the source of this 11532-nucleotide messenger RNA. RefSeq lists its product as uncharacterized. The transcript has 38 exons. The record is from RefSeq and is a predicted model, not a curated record. NCBI's taxonomy places the organism in Eukaryota, Metazoa, Mollusca, Bivalvia, Myida, Myidae. The coding region runs from base 245 to 9415 and encodes 3056 amino acids.